This is a messenger RNA of Vicugna pacos (alpaca), 3848 nucleotides long. Lineage: Eukaryota; Metazoa; Chordata; Mammalia; Artiodactyla; Camelidae. The record is from RefSeq and is a predicted model, not a curated record.
GAACUGUCUGGCUUUUGGAGACCAGUCUGAAGUUUCAGAAUUGCUCUACUUACAUGCUUGUGCACUGGGCUAUGACUCAUGGCGAGAACCACCCUGUGACACUGCCCCACCAUUCACAGGGCUUUGUCUCUCCAGCAGUGGGAGUGACAGCCGCCCUUCUCCUCCGGCAUACUCUUUUACCCAGGGCUACUUGUCCCGAAAGAUGUCUGUGAAAUAGCUGGAGACAAUGGAUCCAAUCUGAGGCGGGUGGUGGUGGUUGGAGGCGGGUGGGAAGAGGCACUGGAUUGAACCAAACUAAUUGUCCUUGUGGGCAUCUAGCCUCAAGUCUUAAUGCCCUCAGCACCGCUUUCAAACACACUUUGCCAAGGGGCUGCGGGUAAGAAAUGCUCUGUAUGGGAUCUGGGUCAGGAAGAGGGAGUGGGUGAAAGGGAAGGAGGGAAAAGUGAGACAUGGCAACCUUUAGGGAGCAGAAAUAAAAGUCUGAUGUGAAAAUAACUAAAAAUAGACGGCAUGGGCUGUCAGGCUGCAUGCAAAUCCAGUGCUAAUUACAUGGAAAUUAAUCACAAGUCCAACAUCCCUGUGACCCCUGGGGAGUCGUCCUGCUGCAGGUGUCUCCCCUAUGCCCCUGAGUAGGCCUGACACCCUGCUGCACACCCAGCUCUUGCCAGUGCAGUGAGAAAAGCAGAUAGGAGGCUAAAAAUACUAAUAAUAGAAAUCUGGUUUCUUCUUCCAGACAAAAAGCCUUGGCAUCCACAGGAGGAAGAAGUGUUCAGGCGGCAUGUGACUGGUUGUUCUCCCACGUCGGCGACCCCUUCCUGGAUGACCCCCUGCCCCGGGAGUACGUCCUCUACCUCCGCCCCACCGGCCCCUUAGCACAGAAGCUUUCCGACUUUUGGCAGCAGUCAAAGCAGAUCUGUGGCAAGAACAAGGCGCACAACAUCUUCCCCCACAUCACCCUCUGCCAGUUCUUCAUGUGUGAGGACAGCAAGGUGGACGCCCUGGGGGAGGCCCUGCAGACGACGGUCAGCCGCUGGAAGUGUAAGUUCUCAGCCCCGCUGCCCCUGGAGCUCUACACCUCCUCCAACUUCAUCGGCCUCUUCGUGAAGGAAGACAGCGCAGAGGUCCUCAAGAAGUUUGCCGCUGACUUUGCUGCAGAGGCUGCCUCCAAAACCGAAGUGCACGUGGAACCUCACAAGAAACAGCUGCACGUGACCCUGGCCUACCACUUCCAAGCCAGCCACCUGCCCACCCUAGAGAAACUAGCCCAGAACAUCGAUGUCAAACUCGGGUGCGACUGGGUGGCUACCAUAUUCUCGCGGGAUAUCCGAUUUGCUAACCAUGAGACGUUGCAGGUGAUCUAUCCGUACACCCCGCAGAACGACGAUGAGCUGGAGCUGGUCCCCGGGGACUUCAUCUUCAUGUCUCCCAUGGAGCAGACCAGCACCAGCGAGGGCUGGGUCUACGGCACGUCCUUAACCACCGGCUGCUCCGGACUCCUGCCCGAGAACUACAUCACCAAGGCUGACGAGUGCAGCACCUGGAUAUUCCACGGUUCUUACUCCAUCUUAAAUGCAUCAUCUUCCAGCGCACUCACAUUUGGGGACGGCCUGUUGGAGAGGCGGCAGAACGAGGACCAGGGCCUGGGGGACACCACUCCCCUCACGCUCAUCUGCCAGCCCCCCCAGCCUCUGCGGGUCAGCGGCCAGCAUGGUCCUCAAAAGAGAUGCCUGUUUGUGUGUCGGCACGGUGAGAGGAUGGAUGUUGUGUUUGGGAAGUACUGGCUAUCCCAGUGCUUCGAUGCCAAAGGCCGCUACAUACGCACCAACCUGAACAUGCCGCACAGCUUACCUCCGCGCAGUGGCGGUUUCCGAGAUUACGAGAAAGAUGCUCCAAUCACCGUGUUUGGAUGUAUGCAAGCGAGAUUAGUGGGCGAAGCCUUGUUGGAGAGCAACACCGUCAUCGACCACGUCUACUGCUCCCCGUCCCUGCGCUGCGUUCAGACUGCGUACAACAUCUUGAAAGGUUUACAACAAGAAAAUCACUUGAAGAUCCGUGUGGAGCCUGGCUUGUUUGAGUGGACAAAAUGGGUCGCUGGGAACACAUUACCUGCCUGGAUACCUCCUUCAGAGUUAGCUGCAGCCAACCUGAGCGUUGAUACAACCUACAGACCUCAUAUUCCAGUCAGCAAAUUAGUGGUUUCAGAAUCCUAUGACACCUAUAUCAGUAGAAGUUUCCAAGUAACAAAAGAAAUAAUAAGUGAAUGUAAAAGUAAAGGAAAUAACAUCUUGAUUGUGGCCCAUGCAUCUUCACUUGAAGCGUGUACCUGCCAACUGCAGGGCCUGUCACCUCAGAACUCCAAGGACUUCGUACAAAUGGUCCGAAAGAUCCCAUACUUGGGGUUUUGUUCCUGUGAAGAAUUAGGAGAAACUGGAAUAUGGCAGCUGACAGACCCACCCAUCCUUCCUCUCACCCAUGGACCAACUGGAGGCUUCAACUGGAGAGAGACUUUGCUACAAGAAUAAACCACACAAGUGAACAAGAAGGAAACGCUUGACGAAGGCUUUGGGAGAAGUACCUUUUUGUGUGUUUAGUCACAGUGGGAAAGUCUGCACCACGUUUUCAGUGGACAGCUCAGAAUAAUUUAGCAUAUUUCCUUUCAGGCUUUAAGGUUCUUAGGAUGAGACCAUGUCAAGGAGAGAAAGACUUGAUUCAGGGAUAAAAUUCAUUCUCUCUGGACUCUUGCCUAGCUAACAAGGCUUUCGAGAAUUGUCUUCCUAAAUCGGGGCAUCUGCAACAGCAUAGGACGUCUUCUCCCCUUCGACUGUGCUGGCCAAGGAGCCUAAGUUCUCCCAGAGAGAGCUGCCAGCCCACUCCGGGGAAGGAUGCAGGAGAAAGGACGCAGGAGGAAGGACGCAAGAGGAAGGAUGCAGGACAAUCCAGCUAGAGGGACACCGAGCUGCCAGUUUGGUGAUAGGAGGUUCUUUUCAACUCCGUAUUCCAGUUAAAGCCAAACUGAGGAAUUCUUUUAUGGUUAUUAGAAAACAACCCCCAACCGAGAGUUGCUCUUAGGUUUCCCAUCAAUUUCUACCCUCACAAUGACCCACGCACCAGUGCUGCUGGCUCAGGACGCCUGCUUAAGGACUCUCACCUUCCCGCCUCAUCACUUUCUCUAGCGCAGCUGACUGCAGCUUUUUGCUAUGGUCCUGCCCCCUUGCUUCUAUCUGUGAAAUGGGGAGACAAAGCAUUUUCGGUCUCCAGAGCACUUUUGGAUACUCAGGAGGAAGACUAAUGUGUGAAGUAUUCAAUUGUAGGAGCAAAGAACUUGCAAGGUAUCAAGUGGCUUGGAGUUACCCGUGUUGUAGCCCAAGGAGCCACAGCCUUCCUCAACCGUGAUUUGCUUGUCUUUGCCCCAAGGGUCUAGACCAUGUUAACUAGUUAGGGGUGUUGACAUUUCCAAAAGAUGUAUGUUAAAUACAUCAUUUGAUUCAGCAAGAAGCUCAUCCUUGUGCAAUACGGACAUCUUUCCACGCCAUACCAAGGGUCAGGUCACUGUACGCUUACAGUACAUGCCAGCCACAGCAGAACAUCCACAGAUGAAUCAGUUACAGCCAGGGAUGUCUGAUGAAGUCAGGGAACUAACUUAAGUGAUGACAGUCACGACUGCACUGCUACUAGUGCUGGGGGGGGGGUUGUUUGUUUGUUUGUUUUCCUAUGCUAAUUUAAAAUACAUAGGUAGGGCUACUUAAGGAAAGCUGGGAGAGCCACGUCCUGUGGUAUCUUAUCACACUUGCUUCCUAAAUUUAGAGGCAGUUUAUUUAAAAGAAAAAUAAAUGACAAUCAAACCAAAA